Messenger RNA from Labrus bergylta (ballan wrasse), 2281 nucleotides. NCBI's taxonomy places the organism in Eukaryota, Metazoa, Chordata, Actinopteri, Labriformes, Labridae. The record is from RefSeq and is a predicted model, not a curated record.
UUUACUGGAGAGACUAGCAGAAAGGAGAGACGGAAAGAGGGGGAACCUGAGGGAGAGCUAAACGGAACGGGAAUCCAAGUUUUACACACUUGACCCGUCUUUUUAGGCUCAUUUUGUUCGUUUACCUAUUUUUUUGACCAGAGAAGACGGAAUACUGACUUUCUGUAUGCGUGUGGUUGUUAUCUUUUAUGUUUUGACACUACUGCCGACAUUGGGAACCUCGUUGUUUUGGAUUAGCUAGCUAACGUUAGCUGUUUUUUCCCCCAUCGGCUAACGUUAAUCUGAGAAAAAGAAACGGGCGGCGUGGUGGAGAGUUUCCUCACUUCAAAGCAAAACGUGCGGGGUUUCAACGGAGCCGCUUGUUGUUGUUUUUUUGUCGUUUUCCUCUCACCUUGGAUGGGUCAAGAAGCGGAGUUCACCUGCCAAGUUUUCCCCCUUCUUUUGUUUUCUUUCUCCCGUUUUUCGUCGUUUUACGAGCGUUCAUUCGUUUGCGGCGUGGUGGUCAACGGGGGUGAAGGAGUUCAGAGGAAGGUCGUAGUAGAGGGAAAGCUUGUGUGUCGCCGCACGUUUUUCCUGCACGUAGCUGCUUCGGAGGAGUUUCCUGGGAUGUGCCCCCCAUCUAUCUUAAAAAGGGCGAGCUUCUGAGGAGAUACCACCAAAACUCGGGGGAUUUAUGAAGACCUGUGGACUUCAAAGGGGAAAGCGCAAACCCUGCCAACCCCCUUAUUGGCUCUACACUACGCGAUAUCCAUUAUAACUUCAGCGUCUGUCUGCGGGAGGAAAUUGUUUUUAACGCAGUUCACAAGAAAAAUACUUAUUAGCAAUUGUUUUAAAGCGAUUAUCCCCUCGUUGAAUCGGCGCAUUACAUAGAAAUGAGCCCGGGGCCAAUGGACCUCCACACUAGCCCCAUGCGUGUGGGACAUGUAUAAUUACACUGUUAUUUCCCUCUUGAUUCAGCGGAGCACCAAAAUUAAACAGAUGAACGUGGACUGUCGCCUUCACUUAUGGAAAAUGAAGAUCUUCACUCGCACAUGUGUUGCCAGAACCCAAGAUCACGUUAUUUAGUGGUCUGCAUUUUUUCCAGGGCUCACAUAGGCUACAUCACAAACUUGGCUGGGAGGAUACUCAUACAUUUUUUUACCAACUCCUCCCGAAUCACGGGAGGCAAUUUUUUAAACAUUUUCUUUUAACACCUUUUGAUAUCCAAACGCCUUUCCGAAAUAAACAGUUUGAAUUGAACUGGGAACCUUCAAGAGGAGAGCACAACUUACCCUCAACUCAAAAUGAGACGGUGGACGAUAAAGCUGCGAGCACAAAUUGUAUUUUUUAUCAUCUGCACCUGCAUUGUGUGCCAGUGUGGACUUAUAAACGGAGAAAUCUGCCAGAGCAAAGACAUACGAAACAAUGUGACCAACCUCCAGUCGCUGGAGAACUGCACCAUUAUCGAGGGACACCUCAAGAUCCUGCUCAUGUUUAAGACCAAGACCGAUGACUUCCGUGGUCUCAGUUACCCGAAACUCCGAAUGGUGACGGACUACGUGCUGCUGUUCAGGGUCUACGGCCUAGAUAACCUCAGUGAUCUCUUCCCCAACCUGUCAGUAAUCCGGGGAAACAACCUCUUCUUUAACUAUGCUCUGGUGAUUUACGAGAUGCUGCAGCUUAAGGAGCUGGGCCUACACAGUCUUGUGAAUAUCACCCGGGGUGCUGUUAGGAUCGAGAAAAACCCAGACCUUUGCUAUCUUGCCACUCUGGACUGGUCCAAAAUCCUGGACUCAGUAGGAGACAACUAUAUCGUGGCCAAUAAGAAUGAGCGAGAGUGUGGAGAUGUGUGUCCCGGUACAGCCCAAGGUCAGACCACCUGCUCGCAGAACACCAUCAAUGGACACUUCAGGGGGCGCUGCUGGUCACAGAACCACUGCCAGAGAAGUAAGUGUGGCUUUAUCAGUGUUACUGAGUAUUUUAAAGUGGGUACAUAUUCUGCUUUUUUUCUUGAAACAGGGUCUUGAGGCAGAUGAUGUCAAAAAAUUUGAACACAGACUUUUUAAACAUUUUAUAUUCAUGUGAUUUAAACAUAUGAAUUCACACCUAAAAACAUGUUAAUGUGCUUAAAAAUCAAGUCUGUUCCUCUUAUGUCAAAAGCAAAUUUUGCACACUCAUAAAGUGCCAGUUUGGGGGGCGGCUGUGCCUAAGUGUGGAGUCUGUUGUCUCACAGCCAGGAGUUCGGGAUUCGAUCCCCAGCUCCGGCAGUCACUUGUUGAAGUGUCCUUGGGCAAGACUCUGA